This is a messenger RNA of Dioszegia hungarica, 918 nucleotides long. Its product is annotated as checkpoint protein Hus1/Mec3. The record is from RefSeq and is a predicted model, not a curated record. Gene Ontology annotation, cellular component: site of double-strand break; checkpoint clamp complex; nucleolus. Gene Ontology annotation, biological process: telomere maintenance; mitotic intra-S DNA damage checkpoint signaling; mitotic DNA replication checkpoint signaling. The transcript has 11 exons. Bases 1 to 918 code for a protein of 305 amino acids. NCBI's taxonomy places the organism in Eukaryota, Fungi, Basidiomycota, Tremellomycetes, Tremellales, Bulleribasidiaceae.
AUGCGGUUCCGGACUCACAUAAUCAACAUCCCCCUCCUGCACCGCAUCAUACGCUCUCUCGCUGCGCUAGCUCGACUCUGCGUGAUCCGCUUGAGCGAAGACAAAGUGCACUUCAUCGUCCCUGGGAAUGAGAACAAGGAUGGGGUGCAGGUGUGGUCGCAAGUCAAGGUUGAAACGCUGUUCAGCAAUUUCCGGGUUGAGUCAAACAAUAAGAAUGAGAUCUGGCUCGAGCUGCACCUGGAUGCGCUGUUGAAGGUCCUUAAGAGCGCGGAUAGCUCAAUCAACGACGGUAUCACUGACUCUCGUAACGCUACCAGCCUCCAAGAUGGCGAAGUCAGCCUCAAGCUCAACAAGCGGGGUAAUCAGGCAAUAUGGGCGUUUGAUAUUCGUGGCAGGAGUCAGCUAUCCGGCAAGCCAAUGCAGAUCACACACGAGAUCAACGUCCAUGUACUCUCGCCAAAGCGGCAAGGGGAGCUGAACGAGCCGCUUUGCCCACCUCCAGACAUCCAUCUCGUGCUCCCUAAUCUGACGGAUUUGAGGAAUCUUGUCUCUCGCCUGGGAACAAUGGCGGACGAUGUCAAGCUCUCAGCGAAUCAUGAAGGCAAGAUGGAGCUUACAGUCCGAUCCAAGAAUGUCGACCUGACAACCACAUGGGACAAACUCCACAUUCCCACCCAAAACACAGAUUCAGAAGAAGAGGAAGAGCCCGUACCCGCCGACAAGAUGUUUUCGGCUGUGGUUCCUAUCCGGGCCAUGCAGAAGUUCCUGACGAGUCAUUUGGUGGGAGGGGUUGCUAUCGCAUGUAUCUGCGAGAAGCACUGCCUGAUCGCCUAUGUGUAUAUCGGGGAGAUAAGCGAAGCAGGAGGGGUGUUGACGUUCUUCAUACCGGCCAAGACAUUCGGAGACGAUGAUGACUGA